AUGUCCUUAUAAAAACUACUUUAGAGAAGGAUUUUAAAGCUGCCUUUAACGGAUCAAACCAAAUGCAAGAUUAUGGUGGUUCAGUAUCGAACAAGUCGAGAGAGUAUCGUGAUUGCGAAGGAAGAGAAUGUAGCCAAGAAAGUUCUUAUUCCAUAACCCAAGGAACGUUCUUCCGGAAGAGUUAUGGUUGUUCCAAUAAAGAAUUGAUCGACCAGACUUCGUAUUGCAGAGUUGUCACCGGACCGGAAAAUUCUACUAAUCAACAACACUCCAGAUAUACAAAGUCGUCCGCCCCUUCUUUUAGCUCUCCACCAAAUUCUCCUUUAGUUGGCCUUGUAUUUGAUCCAUCUUCUCCAAACUAUAGUGGAGCCGGUAUCAUGACUGACCGUCUUAAUCCUGACAGACGUUCACAAAGCUCAUGGUCUGUUUCUCACCAAGAACCUAUUGGAAGUGGAGUAAAGAAAAAAAUCGUAAAAAGUCAUGACAAACGUAAUGCUUAUAGCGCUGAUCCACGCUAUCAAGAGAAAUAUAAAGAGAUGAGUACAGAAACCGAUUCAAGAAAAAAGGAUCGAAAUUUAACAUCAGAGUCCACAUCGAGUCUCGACUUCUUUGCCGAAGGGGAAAGAAUGGUAUCAGAACUUUGUAAUAUACCGGAUACAAGUUCUCGUAAUGAGUCUCACAAGUCUCAAAAAGUAUUAAAUCAAGACCAAGAUGACAGAAAUAGACACGUCGGUUCGUCAGAAAUAUUACUGACGGCUCUUGACAAAAUCGUCAUCCAUGACCAAAUUCCUAAUCAAAUUGUUCAAUUAGCUAUCGAGGCGUGCACUGAUGCAGAAAACAUUGCAAUUGCACACCAUAAUAGGCCUUGUUUCAAAAACAUCCAUUCUAUUUGCGCUAAAACACGAUCCAAUGUUCAAAAACCUGAUAGCGCAGUCGCCAAUCUUCACUCGCAAGGUAUACCGUGGGUUAUCAAAAAUUUCAUAUUUUCAUUUGUAAGGAUUUUAGACGGAUGGAAAGGAGUUAAAGAAUUAUUGAGUGAAAAGCAUGAUACGUUUUCUAGAAUAGAAAAUAAAUAUUAUAGUCAAAAUAUAAGAGAAUGUUUUGUACAAUGGCAAGCGGUUACAAAAGAAAUGUUGACACACAUCUAUAAGACAUUCAAAUGUCUUGAUCACGGGUUUACAAUGGAACAGAAAAGUUUUACUCACAAUUAUUACGCUACAAACUCAGCUGCGCCUCGUCAUCAAAAUCAAAGUAAAUUUCAGUCUAUAAAACAACACAUUACUCCAAGACCAAUUAAUGCUUCUCCAUCCUACAGCGUGAUACAACCACCAUGGCUGCAACCACAAACACCAACGACUCCACAAAACUAUAACGAGAGCUCAUGGUCGAUUAGAUCAAGCGUGCCGUAUAAAAAAUACCCUGUAAUACCACCACAGAGUUCUCAAAACUUCUACACACUGAGCGAUCAAAGUGAAAACGAAACCUAUCAAAAGACCCAAUAUAAAUGUGAUCCAUGCUGCAUUCGCGAAUCAAAACCGAGGCAGUCUUGGACGAUCACAAACGUACCAGAUUGUCGAGUGUUAGAAGGUAUGUGUCACGCAGACCAAAGAGAGCUAUAUUCGCAAUUAAAACAUAAAAUGGACGCUGAACUUGGCAAGUCUUCUGGUCAACCGAUAUUGAGUAACGCCUCUUGUGAUAUAAUACAACGCCGUGAAAUAGAUCUAAAGGCAAAAAUGGUUCCUUUAAGUCACGUUGAAAAAAAUUUAAUACCAAGUAUGGCAUCAUCAGCUGAGAUUAGAAAUUGCUAUGCGCAAAAAAAUAACAGCUGUGGUGAUACUAAAGAAGAGGCUGAUUUUUUUGCGGCAUGGGGUCAGAUGGUCCAAAAAGAACCUAGUGAUUUUUUGACUCAUCAUACUCACAACGUACAAAUACCUUCAAACGUUGUGACGGUUUCGAAUAAUAUUUCUGGCCCCGUGCAAUUUAUUGAUCCUGAAAAUGAUGAGUUUCACGAAAUAUCAAAAGUGUAUAUGAAACCUGGUAGUUACAAGGUGCCAAUAAAGCCAGUGGAGACUGUACCUCCAUUUUUGCAAAAUACUUCUCAAGAUACCUAUGAGAAUCCUGUUGAGGACACUUCGUCUUUGAAAGCAAAAGUAUCAUUUCAACAAGUUACACUAGCACCGCAACCAAAAUACAAUUUAGAGUCGUGGCCAUGUUUGAUGUCAAGACGAGCUGAUGACAUAGUAAUGGAAGAACAAAAAUUUAAAUCUUCCACCUCUCAACUCUCUUGUUUGGAUAUGCGAGCCGUUGAGGCUCUUGAUAUAUUGAGUUCAAUGAUGUCUGAUAAAGCUUGGGAAGCUGCUAAGCAAUCUGCACCAAAAUUAAUGGAUUUUAUACAUGAAGGAUCAAGGUCAGAUACAGCACGACUUUACAACGCAUUAGGAUUACGUACGAACGAAGAAUUAUCUCAAGAUUUAAAGGACAUAAAAAUGAACACAAGCCCAAAUGAUCCUUGGACAAACUCCAGCCAGGCAUCGAAACAUAUAUCUUCAGAAUGGAGUCAGACAUCACAAACUCAAGAUGUACCUCAAAAUAAAAGUCACGCUAAUGAUAAUAGCCUUAACAUGGAAGACAAUUCGAACACCUCAUGCAUCGAACAGGGUAAGACUACAGAUUAUAACGAACAAGACGAUACUGCCAAUAAAUCUGAAGAGUCUAGAGAAAAUACCCGUCGACGUAAUUUUGAUCAGACUGGCAAUUACGUAAGAGAUGAAAAUCAAAAAAAAACUAGUGGAAAAUCAAAAGUUGCUGUUUCUGGCACUUGGUACCAUCCUAAAAAAAAGAAACCACUACCGGGUACCGUUAUAAAAAAAUUUGAGAAUAUUUUAACUAGCUUAUCACAAAUAAAUGAAGCUACAUUCAUUCAACGAGAUAUGGAUAUUAAAAUUGCUCCAAGAUUUUAUGAAAUUGUCAAAUAUCCAAUGUCUCUUAAUGAUAUAUCUACUAAAUUGUUAAAUUCAUCAUACACUGAAUUUGAUCAAGUAGUCCAAGAUUUUCGGCGUAUUUUUAACAACGUCAGAUUAUAUCUUAAGAGUUAUCCAGAUUCAACAAUGAAAAAACACGUAAACAAAGUAUCGUCUGAAUUUGAAAAAAUAUUAGCCCAUGAAUUUCAAAAUAAAUGUGAAUCGAGAACAAAAACACACGAACACGAUGCCAGAGAUCAAAGCAACAAGAAGUUUGAUAAAGAUAAUCUAGUAAAGACUGAAGGUAAGAAAGAAGAGGCUAAGACUGAUUCUAAGUUGAACGAAGAUGACAAACAUUAAACAUAAUUUUCAUUUUAACAUACUAAGUUAUUACUUACUUAUUAUCAUUACAUCAAACAACAGUAACAUUAGUUUUUGAAGUUUUUGUUUUACUUUA
Molecule: messenger RNA, 3417 nt
Organism: Vanessa atalanta (red admiral)
Lineage: Eukaryota; Metazoa; Arthropoda; Insecta; Lepidoptera; Nymphalidae
Gene: mtsh
Exons: 6
Coding region: 63-3320 (1085 amino acids)
Biological process (GO): positive regulation of transcription by RNA polymerase II; chromatin remodeling
Cellular component (GO): histone acetyltransferase complex
Molecular function (GO): protein binding; histone H3 acetyltransferase activity
Source: RefSeq, a predicted model, not a curated record